CCCCAGUCAAAGUCUCCAGUCUCCAUUCUCCAACAUCCCAAGACUUGGAAGCUUCCAAGAGCCCAAGCUGCGUCAGCCUUCAGCCUCGGAUUGAUUUGUAGCUUUAACUCCACUGCGUGGAAGCUCUGAUUUCUAGAUCGCUGACGUUGCAUGGAAAUAUCUGUAUGACAAACAAUACUUUCUACUUUCUGAUACUAAUUCAUUCAUAUCAUUCCUAAGUUCUACCAUCGGGUGGCCGAGAUGUGCUGUGCAUGAGGGGAGCUAUAAGUCGACCUCGAAACUUCACCUCAUCCCUUAUUCACUUCCUUAGGUUGUAGAAGGGCAGAGUCACGGAAUUAUUGCUUAAAGCUGAAAAGCCAGUAAAUCAUUCACCAUGGCUACUCGAAGUCUAGAUCAUACCAAAUCCGAAGCCGAGCUCGCUAUCAAUAUCAGAAAAGCUACCAAUGCGGAAGAGACGGCACCGAAACGAAAGCAUGUACGAAGCUGUAUCGUUUACACAUGGGACCACAAGUCCUCCCAGUCCUUCUGGGGCGGCAUGAAAGUGCAACCUAUUCUUGCCGAUGAGGUUCAGACUUUCAAAGCCUUAAUCACCGUCCAUAGAGUCCUGCAAGAGGGGCAUCCCCAGACACUAAGAGAGGCUAUGGCAAAUCGACCAUGGAUUGAAAGUCUGAAUAGAGGUCUAGCCGGCGAGGGCGUCCGCGGUUACGGCCCCUUGAUUCGAGAAUACGUUUAUUUUCUAUCCGCGAAGCUGUCGUUCCACCAACAACACCCCGAGUUCAACGGCACGUUCGAGUACGAGGAAUACGUUAGCUUGAAGGCGAUUAAUGAUCCCAAUGAAGGCUACGAGACUAUUACCGACCUCAUGUCUCUCCAGGACAAGAUUGAGCAAUUCCAGAAACUGAUAUUCUCUCACUUCCGAAACGUAGGCAAUAAUGAAUGCAGAAUCUCGGCUAUCGUGCCUCUGGUGCAGGAGAGUUAUGGAAUCUACAAAUUCAUCACAAGCAUGUUACGAGCUAUGCAUUCAACAACCGGUGACGACGGCGCCCUAGAGCCCUUAAGGCAACGUUACGAUGCGCAACAUUACCGAUUAGUCAAAUUCUAUUACGAAUGUUCGAACCUGCGUUACCUCACUAGCUUGAUCACCAUCCCGAAACUGCCGCAAGAUCCUCCUAACUUGUUAGCCGAAGACGAGAAUGCGCCAGCACUACCAGCUCGACCGAAGCAGGAGAUUGAACGUCAACCAACACCUGUGCGCCAACCCAAGUCCGAGGAACCCGACGAGAUUGCCGAGUUCUGGCAGGGCGAGAUUGACCGCCAAAACAAGGAGUACGAAGAACAGCAAAGGGUAUUACAAGAACGGCAGGCUGCGGCUCUUCGCGCUCAACAAGAAGCACAAAUGCAAGCUCAACGAGACUUUGAAGAACAACAGAGACGCUUGGCAGAGCAGCAACGAAUGGAACAAGAGGCACUUAUAGCCCAACAGGCCCAAUGGCAGACGCAAGGACGAUUGGCAGAACUUGAGCAAGAGAAUUUGAAUGCGAGGGCGCAGUAUGAACGCGAUCAACUGAUGUUACAACAAUACGAUCAACGGGUUAAGGCACUCGAGGGCGAGUUGUCGCAAAUCCAGAACAACUUCGGCCAGCAGAUAACUAGCAAGGAUGACCAAAUUCGGGCGUUGCAGGAGCAGGUCAACACGUGGCGAACGAAGUAUGAGGCUCUAGCCAAACUAUACUCGCAACUACGACACGAGCAUCUUGACCUUCUACAAAAGUUCAAGACUGUCCAGCUAAAGGCAGCAUCAGCCCAGGAGGCUAUCGACAGACGCGAGAAACUCGAGCGCGAAAUCAAGACCAAGAACCUGGAGUUGGCGGAUAUGAUCCGGGAACGAGACCGAGCGCUCCAUGACAAAGAUAGGUUGACCGGCAACAACAAGGAUGAGCUCGAGAAGCUUAAACGAGAAUUGCGUAUGGCGAACGACAGAGCCGAUAACCUAGAGCGAAGCAAGGGUAACGAGUUGUCUACUAUGCUUGCCAAGUACAACAGAGAAAUGUCGGACUUGGAAGAGGCUCUGCGAACCAAGUCGCGUGCUUUAGAGGAGGCCCAAGCCAAGGUCCGAGACGGUAGCUCAGAUCUUGAGCAACUACUCCGUGACAAGGAGGAGGAGCUUGAGGUUUACAAGGCUGGCAUGGACCAGACCUUAAUUGAGUUGAACGAAUUAAAACUCAACCAAGGUGAUACGGACCAGGUGAUAGAUGGUCAGAUCGAUGCUUUGAUAUUGGCGAACCUCGACAAGAUCAACGAUAUCAUCGACUCUGUCCUGCAAUCAGGUGUUGCCCGAGUAGAUGAUGCAUUAUACGAGCUGGAUUCGACGAUGCAGGCUGGUAACCAAAAUGCCUCGCCGACAUACGUAUUAUCCCAGGUCGAAAAAGCUGUAUCGAGCGCCACAGAAUUCGCUACCGCUUUUAGCAAUUUUAUCGCCGAUGGGCCAAACGCCACUCAUGCGGAGCUAAUCAAAGCGACCAAUGUCUUUUCAGGUGCUAUUGCAGAUGUAUGCAGCAACGCGAAGGGUUUGAACCGCCUUGCUUCCGAUGAGAAGAAGGCUGAUCAGCUCAUGAACGGUGCACGCAAUGCUGCCCAGUCCACCGUCAAACAUUUCCGCAGCCUCCAAAGCUUCCGAUUGGAAGGCAUGGAUCCCCUUCAAAAGACCGACGUUCUCGUUAACGGCAGCAGCGACGUUCGUCUAAACCUACAAAGAUUGACCAACCUCAUCGAAGCCUUCGCACCAAACUUCACCCGAUUAGCAAACAACAAGGGCGAUCUAGGCGACCUUGUUGACUCCGAACUCAGCAAGGCAGCAGAUGCCAUCGCCGCGGCGGCUGCUCGUCUCGCCAAGCUCAAGAACAAGCCCCGCGACGGAUACUCGACUUACGAACUCAAAGUUCACGACUCUAUCCUCGACGCCGCACAGGCAGUUACCAAUGCCAUUGCUCAACUAAUCAAAGCCGCCACCGUUACGCAGCAAGAAAUCGUCCAAGCCGGCCGUGGUACAUCCUCCCGAACGGCAUUCUACAAGAAAAACAACCGCUGGACGGAAGGUCUCAUCUCCGCCGCCAAAGCAGUCGCGACAUCGACCAACACGCUCAUCGAAACCGCCGACGGCGUUCUCUCUGACCGCAAUAGCCCCGAACAGCUCAUCGUCGCAUCCAACGACGUCGCGGCGUCGACAGCGCAACUAGUCGCUGCUAGCAGAGUCAAGGCGGGCUUCAUGAGUAAAUCACAGGAGAACCUCGAACAGGCUAGCAAGGCGGUCGGUGCGGCUUGUAGGUCGCUUGUCAGACAGGUGCAGGCCAUGAUCAAGGAUAGAAAUCAAGAGGACGAGGCGACGGAUUAUGCUAAGCUUAAUCCGCAUGAGUUUAAGGUGCGGGAGAUGGAGCAGCAGGUCGAAAUUCUGCAGCUCGAGAAUUCGCUGGCUUCGGCGCGACACAGAUUAGGUGAGAUGCGCAAGAUCUCGUACCAGGAAGAUUAGGGGUAGUACAUUAUGGGUGUGGGGAGGAAAGGGGGGACUAGUGGCCGAUGCUU
Messenger RNA from Annulohypoxylon maeteangense, 3579 nucleotides. RefSeq names its product ANTH-domain-containing protein. Gene Ontology annotation, cellular component: actin cortical patch; clathrin-coated vesicle. The transcript is spliced from 5 exons. Bases 374 to 3526 code for a protein of 1050 amino acids. NCBI's taxonomy places the organism in Eukaryota, Fungi, Ascomycota, Sordariomycetes, Xylariales, Hypoxylaceae. Gene Ontology annotation, molecular function: clathrin-cargo adaptor activity; phosphatidylinositol-3,4-bisphosphate binding; clathrin light chain binding. Gene Ontology annotation, biological process: actin filament organization; endocytosis; clathrin coat assembly. The record is from RefSeq and is a predicted model, not a curated record.